Alosa sapidissima (American shad) is the source of this 5902-nucleotide messenger RNA. RefSeq names its product protein bicaudal C homolog 1-like. Gene Ontology annotation, molecular function: protein binding; RNA binding. NCBI's taxonomy places the organism in Eukaryota, Metazoa, Chordata, Actinopteri, Clupeiformes, Clupeidae. The transcript is spliced from 21 exons. Gene Ontology annotation, cellular component: cytoplasm. The record is from RefSeq and is a predicted model, not a curated record. The coding region runs from base 234 to 3173 and encodes 979 amino acids.
CUGGGUUUGGUAAAGAGCAGCGUAAAGGACAGGAGGUUGAUUUAAGUCGGCACAUGAUUGUGAAGACCGUGGGCUGCACCAGGAAACGGUAAACAACCCCUCGGCAUUUUAUCAUGAUUCGCGAAUUGGUUUUCUGGGGAAAUGAGUAAAGUACUUCUGCGCGGCUAAAACUUGGGAUUUAUCAGCAAUAUCAGUUUGGAACACCGUGGCCGCAGGAAUUGGUUGCACGCGCCAUGGCCGCUCAGUGCGACACUUUGAGCGGAUACUUGCAGCACUCGGAUCCUGGUUCCAACAGUGAGCGGAGUACAGACUCACCCUUACCCCUCUCGGAGGAUGACUCAAGUGGGCCACUUUCCCCGCCAGACCCGGAGUGGACCGAGGAGAGGUUCCGUGUGGACCGCAAGAAACUUGAGAUCAUGCUUCUAGCUGCCAGUGAAGGGAGGAUUAAUGGAGGUGAAGACUUCUUUCAGAAGGUGAUGGAUGAGACAGACACACAGAUUGCCUGGCCCUCCAAACUCAAGAUAGGAGCCAAGUCCAAAAAAGAUCCUCACAUCAAGGUCUGUGGAAAGAGAGACAAUGUGAGUGAGGCGAAAGAGAGAAUCAUGUCAGUCCUCGACACCAAGAGUAACCGGGUUACCCUGAAGAUGGACGUGUCCCACACUGAGCACUCUCAUGUCAUCGGGAAGGGCGGCAACAACAUCAAGAAGGUGAUGGAGGAGACGGGCUGCCACAUCCACUUCCCCGACUCCAACCGCAACAACCAGGCCGAGAAGAGCAACCAGGUGUCCAUAGCAGGCCAGCCCGCAGGAGUUGAGGCUGCCAGGGCCAAAAUAAGGGAGCUGCUUCCUCUGGUGCUGAUGUUUGAGCUGCCUGCGCUGGUGCAGGCCGACCCCAGCUCCCCCGCGGUGCAGCACCUCUGUCAGACCUACAGCUUCACCGUCUCCUUCAAGCCCCCCUCGCGCCUCUACGGGGCCACCGGGGUGGUGCGCGGCUCCCAGAACAAUGCCUCUGCUGUGCAGAGAGGCACGGCCCUGCUGCUGGAGCACCUGGCGGGCUCGCUGGCGAGCGCGGUGGCCGUGAGCACGCAGCUGGACAUCGCGCCGCAGCACCACCUCUUCAUGAUGGGCCGCAACGGCAGCAACGUCAAGCACAUCAGCCAGCGCACCGGCGCGCAGAUCCACUUCCCCGACCUGAGCACAGCCGCGCCGCUCGCCCACCGCAAGUCCACCAUCUACAUCCAGGGUUCCGUCGACGCCGUCUGCCUCGCCAGGCAGCACCUCAUGGGUUGUUUGCCCCUGGUGUUAAUUUUUGAUGUGAAGGAGGACGUGGAGCCCCAGUGUGUCAGUGCCCUCAUGGAACAGCUGGACGUCUUCAUCAGCAUCAAGCCCAAACCCAGACAACCAAGCAAGUCUGUGAUUGUGAAGAGUGUGGAGAGGAACGCGGGGAACAUGUACGAAGCCCGGAAGGUUCUACUGGGCCUGGAAAGCGGAGACUCCACCUCGGCCAGCAUCAACGGCCACUCUCCCUCCUCCUCCAAUGGCCACACCUCUUCACCCACCCUCCUCUGUCCGGUCGGCCUGGACAUCCUCGCCUCAGCUGGCCUGGGGCUGAGCACUCUGGGUCUCCUGAGCUCAGCAGUGGGCCCCGGUCUGAACGGGGCGUCAGCCCCAAACUCGGCCCUGAACGGGUCCAGCGUCGGCGUGGGCUCACCCUCAGGGCCGUGCCCCCCCUCCCUCUGGACCAACGCCCUCACCACCCCGUCCAGCACACAGUGCUUCUCGUCUGCCCUGAUGCUGCACCAGGCGUCCCAGGCGUCUCUGAGCAGCAUCCUGCUGUCUGGAGUGCAGGCCUACACCCAGAGCACCCCCUCCCCACCCCCCGGCCUCACCCCCAUCCACAAGCCCACCGGCGGAUCUGCCGCAGACUGCCACCUGAACGGCCACGUUAAGCAUCCAGGUUCCGUGUACAGUCGCAUAUCCUCCGCCUCCCUGGCUGAUGUGGUUCUGAGUCCAGCCCACUGUGACCCUGCCCCUCAAUCCAACACACACAACCCGGCAGAACCGCUGUCCAGCAAGUCCAGCUCUGAUGAAGGUUCAGACACGUUUGUUGAGGUGGGCAUGCCCAGGAGCCCGUCUCACUCGGCCAAUGGCAACGACCUGAAGCAGAUGGUGGCCUCCUGCAAGUCGUCGUCAGGAAAACGGCAGACCGUGGAACUGCUGCAAGGCACCAAGAACUCUCACCUGCAUUCGGACUGCCUGCUGUCGGACGCUGACUCCAGCUCCUCAGAGAGCCCGAUGGCAGAUAAGCGGGCUCCUGGCAGCGAGCGGGCAGCGGAGAGGGCAGCCCAGCAGAACUUUGAGCGGAUCGUACUCUCACCACAGUCUGCCACCUAUGCCAACAUGCAGGCCUUUGACUAUGAGCAGAAGAAGCUGUUGGCAACCAAAGCCAUGUUGAAGAAGCCAGUGGUUACAGAGGUGCGGACUCCUACCAACACAUGGAGUGGCCUGGGAUUCUCCAAGUCCAUGCCAGCCGAGACCAUUAAGGAGCUGCGCAGAGCCAACCACAUCUCGUACAAGCCCACCAUGAGCACCACCUAUGAGGGCUCUCCCCUCUCUCUGUCUCGCUCCGAGAGUCGGGAAUGCAUCGGGAACGGCAGCGAAUCAGACAACUGGCGGGACCGUAAUGGAAACCCUACCGGAAACGGCACAGCAAGCAGAAUUCCUGGACACUCCGAAUUUCCAACAUCCGUCAGCAGUCCAAAGCGAAAGCAGAAUAAAUCUGUGGAGCACUACCUGAGCAGCAGUAACUACAUGGACUGCAUCUCCUCCAUGAACGGCACCAAUGGCUGCUCUCUGAACGCCUCCCUCAAGGGCUCGGAACUGCCGGAGCUCUUCAGCAAACUGGGCCUGGGCAAAUACACCGACGUCUUCCAGCAGCAGGAGAUCGAUCUGCAGACGUUCCUCACACUCACUGACCAGGACCUGAAGGAGCUCGGCAUCACCACAUUUGGAGCACGCCGGAAAAUGCUGCUGGCUAUCUCAGAACUGAACAAGAACCGUCGAAAACUCUUUGAUCCGCCCAACAUGCGCUCGUCCUUCCUGGAGGGGGGUGCCAGCGGCCGCCUGCCGCGCCAGUUCCACGCUGACAUGGCGAGUGUUAGCGGCCGCUGGUAAGAUCCACACCGCUUGGGCAGUUCCCCAGGUACUGCAACACCCUCACCCCAACCCACCGCCACCCCCCAUCCUUUGCCACCUCAGCGGAGUUCAUCUCAGCCUCUCUGGGACUAUGUAUGCCAGCCUUGCUUUUGUGGGCAGUUCAGCCCACUACAAAAGGUCUAAUGUGUCAAACAAGGUCCCUGAAGAAAAGGAAAGAAAAAAGGCCUCUAUCUUCUGAUGUCCUUAUUACGGUGCUGUACGUGUUCUAUGUAUGUACGUAUGUAUGAUAAAAAUGAAGGAUAAUGUUACUGCCAUUAAGGAAAGGUACAGCCAUUGUGCAGAACACAUAGGAAAGGGAAGGGAAGAAUGCAACAUAAAAUAUAAUAGUAACACAGUACUAUUUGCAUUCAUGUUUGGCUGUUGUAUCGGUAUAAUGCACUUUAAAAUUACUUAGAUAUUUUGCCUGUAGGGUAGCUGCCUCCUUGAAGCUAAAUAUAUGCAUAUAUGUUUUUUUGUUUUUUUUCAAUCAUGUAUUUUCUCUGUGUACAGGGUUGCAGGGCCAAAGCCUAGAGUAAGCACUUACUGAAGAAGGGGACUGAAAGGUCAAAAGGUCACAUUUUAGUGUCAUUCUGGAUUCAGUGACUUUAGCGGACUAGCGGGAGAGGUUGAAUUAAUUAUGAGCAGACUUUGAGCUUCAGAAUCCAUCCGUCCGUCCGAACCUAGUCCUCACUAUUUUACUUUUGUAGCUAAUUAUUUUGUAAUCUCAGUGUAUUCUUUUGAUAUGCCUCCUUUGUUUUGUGUGUUAUAUUCAUGUAUUUUAAUAUGGAAUAUUGGUUUACAGGUAUUUUUUGCGUUUUCUUUUUUUUUUUUAUACAAAAUUAUUUGUUUUGAUGAUUUAUUAUUUUAAAAAAUUGUUCUCCAGUCAAUAUUUUUCCUAUUAACUGAAUCAUCUUGUAACGAUUAAGAUGAAGUUACCUUAAGAUCAGGUCCACGGUUGGCUGGCAGUGGAAAUGAGAGCAGUUUGUGUGUGUGAGUGUAUGUGUGUGUAAACAUUAGGCUCUCUCUGUCUGAAUGCCUCCAGGCGUUCUUCCUGGUCACUGUCACACAACAGGAGAUAGCCAUACAUUAGAUGAGGUUCUAUAUACCCCAAUGUAUUUGUGUAUAUGAACCAGUAUUGUUAUGUUGUUUUUGUUGGUGACAUAUUUACUGUUACAGGAGUUCAUGUCAACAGUGAGAGGUUUAAGCCAUCAGUUUAGAGUUGAGCUGUGAAAAUAUUUUUGUGUCUGGAUUUAUGAAGGGACAUGCAGUAUUCACACUUAAACUCAUCUUAACUUUACACAGUCCAGAUGGGUAGUAUUAUAGCACAUACUCAAGGUUAUUCUCCAGCUGAAAUACAUUGGCUGAUUGAUUAAAUCCUUUUUUUUAAGAAUCUGUGGUACUCUUGUCAGUGGUACAAUCUAAAAUAAUGAAUGUCAACCACUAAAGGUUAGAUACGUUGUCUGGUUUUCAAUGUGUUGGACAUGACAAGCUUUUCAUAAUGUCAGGUUUCUGUUUUGGUACAAAAGAGAGUUGCAUUUUUUUUUUCUCCAAAUGAUGCAGUGCAAUACAGGAGAAGUCACAUAACCAAGCCAGCAUUCUCAGUCUUAAAGUGACUUCAUUGUAGAUCAUUGUAAAAGUAAAAUGUUAACUUUUUGUGCUUCACAAGCAGUAUAUGCUUUAAAAUACUUACUCUUUUCCACCUGUAUCCAAAUGUAUUCAAGUCAGUUGACCAUGGCUGGUGAAAAAACUCCUACAGGGAUGCAGUUUUGUCUCUUUACCUGUAAAUGUGUCUUCAUUGACAGACAAAUCAGUUGAUAUUAUGCUUCAGCCACAGCCAGGUUUCUUUCUGAUGCUGUUGUCCAUGAUCGGUCAGCAGCAAGACUAACAGUUGCUUUUGUCUCGCCGACUGCCUUUCUGUCUGUGUGAGAGCCAUCAGUUUAGGUGGUUCUGAGUUCCAGUUUACAGUAAUAGUUUGAACUACAAAUAGGGACCUGUUGUCAUCAGAGUUGCUGUUGACCAAAGCAAUAUCUCCAGCGUGGAAGCAUUGAAUUGUUUCAUGUCUCUGUACUCAUUCUAAAAUGGCUCAUUCAGUGAGUCUUGCUUGAGGUCUGAUUCUGGCCAAAUUUGCCUGUCAAUCAGUCUUUUCCUUGCUUGUGUGCCUUAAUGUUCUCUAAAGGAACAGCUAUGUUCUGUUUAGUGUUUACUACGUCAUCCUCCCAAAAGCGGGGGGAUUCUGGGAAAUGUAGUUGUUUCUUUUGGACGUGGCCUUCUGACACGGCUGAGCAGAAUUGAGGGAUUUUUAGGGGAAAAAAUACAUUUGGCUAAGACCAAAUAGAAAAAAUCCCCUCCUGUAAAGGGGCUCUCUGAUAUGGAGCCCCUAAAGGGAAAUGUGCAUAAAAGUGUUUUUAUGAAACUUUUGAAAUGAAAACAUUUUUUUCACGUCCCUUUACGGGCGCCAUACUCUGACAAAGGGCUGCACUAAAGGAAACACUGGAAACAACCCCACUCAUUGUUCACGUUUUUGCCAAAAAACAAAACCCAGUGCACAAAAAUGUCCAAAUCGGUGUACUACCUGCAGUGUUGUUGGGUUAUGAAUGAUUGUUGAUCUAUAUGUAAAUGUAGUUCCACAGAUAUUGGUACAAAUUUAAGAACAAAAAAAGUGUUCUGAAACUGUUUGCCACAUAAAAUAAAAACCUUAAGUAUUCAAA